UCCCUCCUGUUACCCAUUCCCUGAUUGCUCCAUCUGUGUAUUUUAGCCCUGUGUUUCUCUGUGUCCGUGUUGCGAUCUACCCUUAUCUUGUUGUGUGGUCUGUCUGCGUAAGUGUAUUUUGUAUUCUAAGUUUUGUUACCCUUUUGAGUUUAGCAUUAAAGCUGUUUAAGUUCACGUUUGUCUCCAGAGUCUGCACUUUGGGUCCUUUUCCUGCCUGCACACAGCCGUUCCAUAAUAUUGUCUAGUGCUUGUACCUUGUACCUGACGAUUUUCAAACAAAUACUUUUUUUCCCCACUCAUAUAUAAAUCAUUGAAGCACAAAAAGGCACCUAACUCAAGGGAUGAGCCAGUGUUGUGUCACAGAUGACAGAAAAUUUUGAAUUUUAUCUUUAGGCAGUGUCAGUGGUUUUUUUGUGUGUUGCAAAAAUACAUAAUUUAUUCUUGUUUUGUUCGUUGAAUCUGUGAAGAAUGCCAGAGAUUACACCGUUUAACAAGUAUAAAAUAGUAUUUUUGCACUAACAAGAUGAUUUUUAAGAGCUUAUCAUCUUACCAUCUUUGGAGAUGGAUCAACCAGAGACUUGGCAUGUCAGAGCAAUGUGUGGAAUGUCCAUUAAAAAAAUGUGAAAAGUGGUGGAAAGAAGAAGAAGAAACAGGCCUAAAAAGGUCUAUUCAGCAAAUGAUCAGUACCUGAAAGUCCUGUUCUCAAGAAAUGGGGGGGGAAAAAUCUUGACAAGACCUGACGGAGGAUUUGAGAGAUGCAUUUGGCUCUUUAGUUGUUUCAGGUACUAUUUGCCAAAAUCUCAUCAGAAAAAGCCUCAAGGCAAAAGUGUCUGUCACACAUGUUACAAAAACUAUUCGGUUGUGGUUUGGUGGAGAAUAGUUUAUUCAUGGUUUACUAAUAUACCCUAAUAAGUUGAUUUAAAGACUGACUUUCCUCAAAAUGUCCCUGAGAAUUACUGCAAUCCUCUGACUACUGAUCCUAUAUAUAUGUAUUAUUUUCUUGUUUAAUGAUAACAGAUUUUCUCGCACAAUCCUCCAGCAGGAGACCUUGUGAUUCAGACUGCUUGCAGCUUGUCUAUUGUGUGCCAGUGUGCACUCUAAGCAUGUUGCUGACAGUGAUUUGUGUUUGUAGAGCCUGAAUGGGCACUGCUCAUCGAACAUAUUUGACACCCUUGUUUUAUAGAUUCUCCAGUUUUGACUGUGUGCACUAAUGGCUACCACUCUGUUAGAAUAUGUUCGAACAGCCAGGAAAGUCUGAAAGACCUCUUAAAAUACAUCUAUCAUCUUCUUCAUAAUGUGGCGCCCACAGGAGACGCAGCCAUCACUGGAGUUUUCCUUCUGAACAAUGGUUCCAUUUGGACGGGUCGAUGAAUGGUCAUUCAGAGCAGUGUUUUUUUUUCUUUUCUUUGAAAGGCUGGAGAAUUUUAGGUUGAGGUUUAAAAGAAGGACUCCCAGGUCUGUCCACUUCACAUUGGAAAGAUAAAAGCCUCAUGACUCAGAAGUCGAGGAGGAGACACGGUGUUCGAGAGAGACUAAUGUUAGAUGGCAUAAUAAAGACAACCUGAAGGACCUGAGAGCCAUCAUUCGCACAAAGUGUCAGCAAGGUCAUCUGGCUGAGGGAUGGUUCCCUCUUUUCCUGCCUUCAAUCCAUGAUGGAGCUGUCAUAAUGGCUGAAAAAACACUGUAGGACCUUUUGAAGAAUGAACUUUCCAAACCAAUGGAUUGUUUUGAAGGGCAAAGCUGUCAGAGACCAAACAUUAUCACCAACAGUAAAAUCCUUUGGCCUUUCGUCAGUUCAAGGUUUCUGCUUCAGAAGGUAAAGCCAGCUGUGACUUUUCGAGGAGCUGAACUACUGAAGAGUUUUCUCUUCAGCAAAGUUUAAUCAAGUCAUUUUUUGGCAGCUUAGUAUCAAACCACCUGAAACACACACCAGCUACUGGAGGUGACAUGGCUAGAAGAGGAAAUGGAAGCACUGCAAGCAGUAAUCGAUACGAAGUCAAAAAUGGAUGGAAGCUAUCACUCUCAGUCUUCAUAGGCAUGCUUUUCAAUGUCAUUCUAUGCUUGGCCCCCCUAAUUCCUUCAAUGAUCAGUGAGCCUGUCUAGCAAAGCCUGUUUUUGUUGCUUUCAAAAACCUUGAAUAACAUUUUCCAAAGUCAAUUUGUCCAGCUACUUUCGGUCACAUAAACAACAUAUUAAGAAAAACAAACAAUAAAAAAGACCCUAUAAGUUGGAGUAAACACUACGAAGAAUCAGAAUUACUGACAAUGUCACAGUGCAAACAGUUACUCUGCAGGUGGUACAACUCCUAUAUGCUCUCUGACCUGCCCUGUGUUUGGCAGAUAACUUCAGAUUGAUUUCUGAUCCCAUGGAUUAACUUUCAAGCUCUUUCACAAAGACCUUUAAGCGUGUCCUUUUGGAGUUUUAUUUCAGAUAAAACUACAACAGAAAACCUUCUCUUGUUUGCAUGAAUCUUUUAAAUUACAUGUAGACACAGGAAGGAUUGUUUUUCUUUUUUUUUAAAAUCAAAAUGGCUCCUUCAUCGACAUCAGGAGUUUGGACACUACUGGCAGCACUAACUCUACUUAGCUGCAAUAUUUUUAUCUGGUGUGAAGCUUCAAGGACUAGUGGCACAACAACUUCAGGAGAAAGAGACCAAGAGCAAGGACCCUCAUCACUUGAACGUGUAAAGAGAGGAUGGGUGUGGAACCAGUUCUUUGUCGUGGAGGAGUAUACAGGAACAGAGCCUCUAUAUGUAGGAAAGAUCCAUACAGACUCUGAUGAUGGUGAGGGCAACAUCAAAUAUACUAUCUCUGGAGAAGGAGCUGGAUCCAUCUUCAUCAUUGAUGAGCUUACAGGAGACAUACAUGCCACAGAGAGACUAGACCGAGAGGAAAAGGCUUUUUACACUCUUAGGGCUCAGGCCCGGGACCGACUCUCUAAUGAUCCCCUUGAGCCAGAGUCAGAGUUUGUCAUCAAGGUCCAGGACAUCAAUGACAGUGAACCCAAGUUCUUGGAAGGACCCUAUAUUGGCAGCGUGGCAGAGUUGUCACCCAUAGGAACGUCUGUCAUGAAGGUUACUGCAUCUGAUGCUGAUGACCCAACAUAUGGCAGCAGUGCCAGAGUGGUGUACAGUGUACUGGAUGGAGAAAAGUUUUUCACUGUUGAUAAAAACAAAGGAAUCAUCAUGACAGCAGUGGCAGAUUUGGAUCGUGAGACACAGGAUCGUUACGAGUUGGUCGUCAAGGCAACAGACAUGGCAGGACAAAUGGGUGGUCUUUCUGGCUCCACCACAGUGACCAUAGUGAUCACGGACGUUAAUGACAACCCACCACGCUUUCCACAGAAAAUGUACCAGUUUUCCGUGUCAGAGGGGGCUGCUGUCGGGACACCAGUUGGACGCGUCAUUGCCACAGAUGCAGACAUGGGAGAGAACACAGACAUGAGCUAUCUGAUCACAGAUGGAGGGGAGCUCUUCAAAGUCACGACAGAUAUGGAGACACAGGAAGCUGUUGUCUCCAUCAAGAAGCCGCUGGACUUUGAGAACAAACGCACACACAAUGUUGUUGUGGAGGCGGUUAAUAAGCAUGUGGACCCUCGUUUUGUGGACCUGGGCUCUUUCCGUGACCAGACCAUUGUCCUGGUGAGCGUGUCGGACACAGAUGAGCCACCCAUCUUUUACCCAGCCGAUGGCACUAUCAUGGAAGUCCAGGAGGACGCCAAAGUAGGAGCCCUAGUUGGAAUUGUUACUGCAAGGGAUCCAGAUGUGAAGAAUAAACCUGUCAGGUUCUCCAUCGAUCGGACUACAGACCAGGAGAUGAUCUUUCAUAUUGAUCCUGACUCUGGUGCCAUCACGCUGGGAAAGAUUUUGGACAGAGAGACUGCAGGCUGGCACAAUAUCACUGUGAAGGCUGUAGAAGCAGAUAACCACACAAUGGCAUCCCAAACGUCAGUGAGCAUUCGGAUACUUGAUGUGAAUGACAAUCCACCUGAACUGGCCACACCAUAUGAAGCCUCAAUAUGCGAAGAUGCCAAGCCAGGUCAGUUAAUUCACACCAUCAGUGUGGUGGAUAGGGACGAGCCACAGUCUGGACAUCGUUUCUACUUCAAUCUUGCCCCUGAAGCCUCCAGCAAUCGGUACUUCUCCCUGUUGGAUUUAAAAGACAACACAGCUGGCAUCCGGACUCAGCGGUCAGGCUUUAACCGCCAUGAGCAGAACGUGUACUUCCUGCCUAUUCUAGUGGUUGACAGUGGACCUCCCUCCCUCAGCUCCACAGGCACCCUGACCAUUCGUGUUUGCGGCUGUGACACAGAUGGAGCCAUCCAGUCCUGCAAUGCCACAGCCUAUGUAAUGAGUGCAGCUCUCAGUCCUGGGGCACUUAUAGCAUUACUGGUGUGCAUGCUUAUACUAAUAGUUCUUGUUUUGCUGAUUCUAACCCUGAAACGCCACAGGAAGGGCCAGAGGAUGACAGAGGACGAGGAGGACAUGAGGGAUAACGUCAUCAAGUACAACGAUGAGGGUGGAGGGGAGCAGGACACUCAGGCAUAUGACAUGAGUGCUCUGAGGAACCUCUAUGACUUUCCAGAGGCCAAGAGCUGUGACUCUGGCCCAGACAUCCGCUCACUGCCACAGUGGAUACAAGCUAAACGAGUGGGUGGCAGUGGCGCAGAGGCAGCUGCUGCGGCAGCAACAGACUUUUCCCUUUUCAAAGGCUACAUUCGAAAGAAGGUGGAGCAGGCUGAUGCUGACCUGUCAGUGCCACCAUAUGACUCCUUCCAGACAUACGCCUUUGAGGGCACCAGUUCACCGGCGCUUUCGCUAAGUUCCAUUCAUACACUGUCCACCACCUCAGAACAGGAUUUCUCCUAUCUCAGCGAAUGGGGACCACGCUUCAGGCAACUGGCAGGCUACUACGCACCAGGAAACCCUGAGGAGGAAAGGUCCUAGCACAGCUUCUUCUCAGCAGAGACACUUUUAAACACCCUCUUCUUCCUCCUACUUAUCUCUCUCCCCUUCUCACCCUCUGGCAGGCUACUGAGAUCAGAGCCAGUCUAUGUACUCAUUAAAGUCAGAGUACCACCUCUUUAUCUCUUUAGCAAAAUUCCCAGUCUCAGACUUUGAACUCCUUUGAGAAAACUUUGAGAGGUUUUUUUUUUUUUU
Messenger RNA from Haplochromis burtoni (Burton's mouthbrooder), 5158 nucleotides. RefSeq names its product cadherin-22. Gene Ontology annotation, biological process: cell-cell junction assembly; adherens junction organization; cell morphogenesis. Gene Ontology annotation, cellular component: catenin complex; plasma membrane; adherens junction. The transcript has 14 exons. NCBI's taxonomy places the organism in Eukaryota, Metazoa, Chordata, Actinopteri, Cichliformes, Cichlidae. The record is from RefSeq and is a predicted model, not a curated record. Gene Ontology annotation, molecular function: calcium ion binding; cadherin binding. The coding region runs from base 2528 to 4945 and encodes 805 amino acids.